CCGAUCGACCGAGCAACAUUUGCAUUGUAUUUUAAAAAUGUAUACGGUAACUUCAGAUCAGUUCGACAUUUGAUUUCGACCGGUAAACAACAGACAGAAACUGACAAAUAGAAAUCAGUGUUUCUCAAGUUCAGUUUUAUAAAUUCAUACAUGAAAAAGUUAUAGACGGACAGCAAAACAUUAAAAUCGAAAUCGGAAUCAUUCCGAGUCGAAUUUAAAAAAACAACAAAAAGGAAAAAUUAAAAUAUUUAAAAAAAAAUUUAGCAGUUAUACCAAAAGUAUUAUUCUCGUAACAAAUAUAAAUGAGUUACGUUCAAUUAAAUAAAAUCUAAACCCAUACUUAACUACUUAAGUAUAUUAAUUAAAAGUAUUAUUACAUUUAAAUAAAAUAAACAAAAAGCAGCAAAAUGAUAGUGAUGAAAAGUGUUAUAAGCUCGCGCUUUAUACCAAUUAGUGCGCUUGUCAUACUAAAUCUAUGUGUUCGCACGAGCUUUGGUCGUGGAAUCUGCUGUAAUUCGAUACAGAAACGACUCUACAAUGAUGGCGAGCCGGCCUCUUGCCAAAUCUAUUGCCAUGGACCACUGUUGCACACCGUACAAAUGGCGCACCUUUUCAAGGACUCAAAAACGUUUGUCGACAUGAAGCUAAAGAAUCGACCAGAGAAAACCAUGGAGGAAUUCAACGAGUUCAUGCAGAAACACAACAAUACACCAUCCGAGGAGGAGAUACGUGAUUUCGUAGAUACACAUUUCGAGGAGCGCGGUAAAGAAUUUGAACCCUGGACGCCAAACGACUGGAAGGAAAAUCCGGAAUUCUUGAAUGCCAUCAACGAUCCUGAUCUCAAACAAUGGGGAGCCGAUUUGAAUGGCAUUUGGAAGGAGUUGGGACGCAAAAUGAUCGAAGACGUACACAAGAAUCCAGAAUACUAUUCGAUAAUACCUGUUGAUCAUCCCGUCAUCGUGCCGGGUGGACGUUUCAUCGAAUUUUACUAUUGGGAUUCUUAUUGGAUUAUUCGCGGUCUAUUGUAUUCGGAAAUGUAUGAAACAGCACGUGGCAUGAUCGAAAACUUAUUAUCCAUUGUACAACGUUUCGGUUUCAUACCGAACGGUGGUCGCGUUUACUACUCGGGUCGCUCACAGCCUCCACUAUUGACAGCUAUGGUCAAGUCUUAUGUUGAUUUCAAAAAAGAUUACAGUCUCGCCUUGGAAGCUUUGGACACUUUGGAACAUGAAUUUGAAUAUUGGAUGAAUAAUCACACUGUACAGGUGAAGGGUUAUGAUGUUGCCAUCUACAAAGAUAGUUCGAGCGGUCCACGGCCAGAAUCUUAUCGUGAAGAUAUUAUCACAUCGACAGCUUUCCGUACCGAUGAAGAUAAGGAACAACACUAUUCCGAGUUGAAGGCCGGUGCCGAAUCGGGUAUGGACUUCAGUUCACGUUGGUUCAUCAAUGAGGCUGGCACAAGCGAUGGUAAUCUUACCGAUUUAAAGACACGUUCAAUUGUACCCGUCGAACUUAAUGCCAUACUGCACUGGAAUGCAAAACUGAUUGCGGAAUUCCAUGACAAAGCAGGAAACAAAGCAAAAAGCACUGAAUAUGAAUUGAAGGCGGCAAAGAUAUUAGAGGCUAUCCAAGCUAUACACUGGAAUAAUGAUGUCGGAGUUUGGCUGGACUACGACAUGAUCAAUCAAAAACCACGCAAUUACUUUGUACCAACCAAUCUGGCACCACUCUGGACGGGCGCAUUUAAUACCACCGACUCCAAGAGAAUCUCAGCAUCUGUACUAAAAUACAUUGAUAACUUGAAAUUGGACACCUACCCCGGUGGCGUGCCAAAUACGCUUGCGUCAACAGGUGAACAAUGGGACUUCCCUAAUGUGUGGCCACCAAUGCAAUAUCUGCUCGUUAUCGGUUUGGAGAACUUGGGCACGCCGGAGGCAAAGAAACUAUCGGAACGAUGGGGACAUCGUUGGGUUAAAUCGAAUUUCGAGGCUUACAAACAGACGCAGGCGAUGUUUGAAAAGUACGAUGCAUUACACUUUGGCGGUCAUGGUGGCGGCGGCGAGUAUGAGGUGCAGAAGGGCUUUGGCUGGAGCAAUGGCGUUAUUGUUGAGUUUCUCACAAAAUAUGGUGGCGACUUGUCACUGUCGAAUAGUGCGGUAUCAACAGUUUCGGUUAAUACCGUUUUCAGUUUGACUGUUGCAGCGCUAAUCGCUUUGUUCGGCACAAAGCUGGGUCAAACGCUGUGGUGAGUGUCCAAUUUAAGUCAACCGACACACACACGUUAGCGGCCGUUGAAGACGUGAUAUUUAUGACCAUGACGUUACUUACACACACACACACACACCACUUUGCUUUGCGUACAAAUGCAGCGUAUUAUAUGUAUUUUAUCCAGUGAUCAUGCAUUAAUUUAUGAAAUACAUAUUUAUACAUAUAUUGUAUAUAGAAUUUAAAUUUAUUUUAGAUUUUAUUUCAACUUGCACAUUACACUAAUUACGUUCUUAAACAAUUUAUUUUUAUUUAUUAUUAUUAUUAUUUAUUUUAUUUAUUAAAUUUGUUUUUGUUUUGUUGCUUUUAAUAAAAUAUAUUUAUGUAUGUAUAA
Zeugodacus cucurbitae (melon fly) is the source of this 2599-nucleotide messenger RNA. RefSeq names its product trehalase. Gene Ontology annotation, biological process: trehalose catabolic process. The record is from RefSeq and is a predicted model, not a curated record. The transcript has 8 exons. Bases 408 to 2249 code for a protein of 613 amino acids. NCBI's taxonomy places the organism in Eukaryota, Metazoa, Arthropoda, Insecta, Diptera, Tephritidae. Gene Ontology annotation, molecular function: alpha,alpha-trehalase activity.